Messenger RNA from Xiphophorus hellerii (green swordtail), 3914 nucleotides. RefSeq names its product transmembrane protein 51a (gene tmem51a). The record is from RefSeq and is a predicted model, not a curated record. NCBI's taxonomy places the organism in Eukaryota, Metazoa, Chordata, Actinopteri, Cyprinodontiformes, Poeciliidae. The coding region runs from base 432 to 1265 and encodes 277 amino acids. The transcript has 3 exons.
CACAAUAUUCACAUAAGAGUGCAGAAUUUUGAUUUAGUGGCUGAUAAGAACUCGGUAAACCUGUGGAGAAUAAGUAAUAUUUCUUGAGGCAUUAGAUUUACAGCGGCCACUACCCUUUUUAUUAGCAUUGGUAGCGCUAACUGUGGCACAGGUGACUUUGAAAGGUGAGGCUGCUGUAAAUAUUUUACCACGCAGGUCGCCUGUGACUCAGGGAAAGGCUUGGAUUUAUUUUACUACAGUGAAUUUUAUGUUCCUUCAGUUCUCUGAAAAGCUGGACUAUGAAACCUUAAGCAGUAGAGGCGUCUGAGGUGAGACUAUAGAGAGCAGUCUAACUUCAGUCGCCACCUAAGAGACACAAGAAUUAGGCGUUCUCAUCACUUGUUUGACUUCACUAGGACCUGAUCUGACUGAAGUAUUGACAUUUAAACAAAAUGCGAUCCACUGUGGACGGCCCCCCUGGAAUAGUAGUGACGACCGUCAGCAGCAGCAGCAACACCAAUAACAACAACAACACUAACCAGAUGAGCAACCGAGAAAACAAUGGAAAUUCAGGCUCACAGUAUGCUCUGUGUGCUUUGGGAGUCGGCCUCGUCGCCCUCGGAGUAGUGAUGAUUGUGUGGAGCUUGGUGCCCGCAAACACAGGUUUUAAUAACAGCAGCAGCGGUUCAGGGGGGGAUGAUGGAAUCGAUGGCAAGAGAAAUAAAGCGUCCUCUGUGGCCUUUGUGCUGGCUGGCUCCGGGGUGGCUAUGCUGCUGCUGUCUCUGUGUCUGGGAUUGAGGAACAAACAGCGGGAGCAGCUGAGACGCCAGGAGAUCCAAAACCAGAGAGACGCGGCGAGGGAGCAGGAGGAGAGAGAAACGGCUGAGGAGCGGGCCCAGCGCUACGCAGUACCAAGCUACGAGGAGGUGGUAGGCAGCGGGCAGUACCCUGUCCGUCAGAGCAGCCUUCGUCCAAGCGUCUCCCAGCUGCCGUCCUACGAUGACCUCGUCCAGGUCGACGGCAUCCAGUAUGAAAACGAGGUCGCCGACGUCAACUCCACCAUUCCUCAACCUGCCCCGGCUUGUAGCUCUCCCAGCGCUACUAUUUCUACAUCAAGCCAUAGACCUGGGAAAAACAACCGCAAUUUCCUCCCCAUCAAAAUCCGAAGGAUUAAGUCAGAAAAGCUUCCCAUGAAAAACACGGGGAGCUCUCAGCCAGCAGCUGGAAUCAGUAUUGAACCUCUUACCCCUCCGCCACAAUAUGAAGAUAAGGUGCCUCCACUUUAAGGUCAGUCUGCUGUUUAAAGCUAUUGACUGAAGUUCCUAGUAUCCUCCAUGGCCAACCUUUGUGGAUAUGGAUGUGCUUUGUUCAGCCAAGAACUGAAGGAGGAUUCUUUCUUUGAGCUGAAGAAUGUUAUAUUUUCACAUUUGUCAUCAUGGCUCCUGACUGUAAAGUGCUGUUUUUUUAUGGACCUUACUGGAUCACUCCGUUAAGUGACAAAGUUUUGCCAAACUGUGGCAUAUCGGUUUUCAGCUUUAGAAACCACCUUGACUUUGUACUGAUUUUACAGGUGAAUCGAUGGUAGUAUAGUGGAGCUCAUGAGAUGUUAGAGAGAGGAUGCUUUUAGGAUUUUUCUAUAAAAAAAUGGAUCCAUGCACUCAUUUUGUGAGGUCAUUUAUGCCACGUUUAAAGACCUUUUAUUGCUUUCAGUACUAAACCAAACAUGGACCGUAACAUUGGUAAAACCGUGCUACCAUGUUACCUGGAAGCCUUUGAAGAUGUCAACAAAAGUAGUAAGUCAUACCUUGAGAGUUUUCUCUAAAAGGGGAAAAAACACAUUCUGAUGACCAGAAGCAUUUGAUUCUUAAUAAGAGUCCAGAUUUGAGGUUCUCUGAAACUCUGGCUGAGAUUGUACCAGCUUAUAACUUGGUCUUUCCCUUGAUAGAAAUUAAUUUGCUCACUUUGGAACUACUACUCUUUAAAUAGUCCAUACUGGGUCUUAACACCUUGGUAAAAGAUGUGUAAAAAACUAUAAAUUAUUAUUUUUUACUGUGGUAAUAUAAUCUCAAAAUAAAUUCAAAUUACUCUAGUUCUCUAACAGUGAUCCUUAGGAAUUUCUUUUAACUUUAUUACCAUUCUCCUCACUUUGCUUGGUGGCAAGACAAACUUGGGUUUAUGACAAACCGACAUGUCACAAUUCCAAUUAUGUACACAGUUUUUAUAAUUGCUUGGACUGUAAUCAUAAGCAAGUUUACGGGGAGGUAGCAGUUUCUUAGUUUAUGCAGAUCAACGUACAUCUGCUUUACUUGAAAGGCAAGUUUUUUGGUCUUCCCUACGUUGAAGAAUGGAUAAGAAAACUAGACCUUUAUGUCAAACAUUACCAAUUGAUCAAUCCUAGACAAUGAACAACUGAGACAAGUAAUGUUGGGUAUUAAAAGUGCUUCAGCUGCAUUUAUUUGAUAGAAAUAUUUAGGGAUUUGAAUACAGAUUGAACCAGUAUACUAAAAAUAAUGACUGGAUUUUUUUUUUCCACUCCGAUAAAACAAUUGUGAUCAAAGCAAGGCUUUAUAUACAUUUCUACCAGGGGUGCCAGACUCUCUGGACUCAUAUGUUUACAUGUGUAAUAAAUAGAUAAGGCAGAAACAAAAUAGAUGUUAGAUACUUUGGUGCAAUUCAAGUUUCAUACACAAGUAAAGUGAGUCUUUUAUAAAAGCAGAAGUUGCGAGGGACCAUUGAUGUUUGAAACCUAUUUGCACUCCCAGCUUGUGUAGUAACUUUGGUCACGGUGGUAAAGUUGUGUUUGGUGACCAGUCAAAAGACGUCACUUUAAAGGAGGAAAUUAGUUCUCCGGGAAGCUUAGAUUUUUACAAAUAUGCUGAGAUUAGACUUUGAACGCAUCAAUGAACACCCUCCAGCUGUACUCACCAAAAGCAUCUUUACUCCAAGAAUUAACUUGUAAGCCUUUUCUAAAGAAAUUGCGUGACUCCGUUGUUGUUUCAGAACAGUGCUGCUGCUUCUGCUCUUGCACACAGCGUGAUACUGAGAGAUGUAUAGGCGGGAAGAUGUUUGCAGGAACUUGGUGAAUAGUUGAAAGCCUGCUCUCAGUAGCCAUGGCGAAGAUGUGAAAGCAUGCAGUAUAGUCUCUCCUUCUCAGGGCUUGUUUUUUUUCUUACUCCUGACUGGUAAACACAAAGACUCUGAGUGUGCAGCUGCAACACAAUAACAGCAGCUGCUCUCUGGCUUGCUGAUCAUCAUUCCUUCAACCACAACUUGACCUGCAGGACUGUUUUCAUUCUGAAAGUAUGCAGGGAAAGAGAUGAAAAUAAAAAUAGAUGGUCUCUAGGCUUUUUCUUUUUCAAGGAUAUAACUUGUGUUACAGCAGUAUGCCGACCUGCCAGUACGCUCUCUUUCUCCUCCUUCAUUUUUUCUUUUUAAUUUUAGAAAUAAGCAGUGGAUGCCAAAGUGACUCAUGAGUUAUUUAAGUCAAUGUUACUCAUUUUGUGAAAUUGCACACUUUUGCUUUUUCUCUUUUUGUUUUGAAGAAGAAAAAGCCCUCUACACUAGUGUUUCACAGUUGUAUUUUUGAAGGCUGAAACUGUCCUCAAUAACUGGACCUCAGCAAUGUACUUAUUUUAUUUUUAUUUUUUUUUUUGCAAACAAUCAGUUUAGAUCAAUUUUAUACACAAGUUGUCAAAUUGUUUUACAUUAAUUGUAAGUAUUUGGUUGUAGGAGUCACUUUCUUUUUUUGUACAAUAAUGAGUGUGUUGUCAUUUAAUGUUCUCUUUUUAUGACUACAGUUUAUAUAUUUUAUAAGUGCAGUGAAAAAAAAAAUCUUGUCUGUGUUUAUACAAAUGUAUUUUUCCCCAGAAGUUUGAAUAGUCAUUUAUCUCAUGAAUAUUUAUGAUAAAUAAAGAGGAAGCAUUUGUUUAUUAAUA